AUGGAUUUGGGUGCCCCCACUAUCUUGACUAGUGUGUUAGCCCUUUGUGCUACUGCUAUCUUGAUUGUUGCUACCUCAACCGUCACUACACCAACUGUUACUUUGGUCGCUGCUACCUCGACUAUUGCUACCUCAGCCAUCACUAUGUCAACUAUUGCUACCUAUCUAAAUAACCAAGACACUUUGGUAAUAGCGCUCCCUCAAAAAUCAAGACACCUAGGCCACCACGACCCUCAAAAAUUGAACGUCCCUUCAACUUUAUUCUCGUGGUGCCACUCUUGUCUCUUGGAUGAUGAUUUGUUUAUCAUUCCUACGAUAGUUUUCUCACAAGCCACUCUUGUCUUUUUGGAGAAGAAUCCAUUUACCAUUUUGUGGAACUAUGCUCACAGUUCCAUUCUUGCCCUUUUAGACAAGGAUCCAUUUACCAUUUCUAUGGCACUAUGCUCACAGUGCCACUCUCGUCUCUUGAGUGAGGAUCCAUUUAUCAUUUUUGCGGCAGUAUUCUUGUGGUGCCACUCACGUCUCUUGGACAAGGAUCCUUUUACCAUUCCUACUACACUAUGCUCAUGGUGCCACCCUUGUCACUUUGACGGGGAUCUGUUUACCAUUCCUGCAACAAUAUGCCUGCUUGUCACUUUUUCUUGUAUGUAG
Molecule: messenger RNA, 651 nt
Organism: Ilex paraguariensis (yerba mate)
Lineage: Eukaryota; Viridiplantae; Streptophyta; Magnoliopsida; Aquifoliales; Aquifoliaceae
Source: the annotation of a GenBank genome assembly